CCUCUCUCUGUGCAGGAGAGAGGCGGAGUCCGGAGAGGGAAGACCAGCUAGGCCUCCAGGUCCCGGGGACCUCCUGGGCCGCCGAUCCCUCUUCAAAGACCCAGCGCGGGUUCCGACUCUGGGGACCUGCGAAGGAGGUUCGGGAGGGAGCUUUAAGGGAAGCCCUGUCUGCAGCGGCAGUGCACGUGAGGGGUGGAGUGGAGGACAGCCCUGCCCACGUCUCAGAGACGGGUGGAGUCUCGGAGGAAAACCCGGGCAGUCUGCCUUCCAGUACUGGGGCUGGGGAAAGCAUAUGGGCUACCUCCAUUCUUGCCCAGAGGGGGCGGAGUCCAAUAAUAGGCCCAGAAACAGGCCGAGUCGAACAACCUCACCGCGCCCCUUGUGCUGGGAGGUAGGUCUCCCAUGCACGUGCUUGCUCGGGACAGCCAAUCUCUGCCUGCUCUGUAUCCCUGAUGUGGCCCCCAGGGUCUGGCCACUGGCAGUUGACUACCCCAGGGAUGGAAGGGCCAUUGGGGGUGUUGCGGAAUGUGACCCACAGUGUGGAGCAGAGCCCAGGCAGCCAGGUCUCAUUGGCCACAAUGCCGGAGGCGCCUGAGGUGCUAGAGGAGACAGUGACAGUGGAGGAGGACCCUGGCACACCCACCUCCCAUGUGUCCAUCGUCAUGUCGGAAGAUGGCACUACAAGGCGCACAGAGACCAAGGUCACCAAGACGGUCAAGACAGUGACCACACGAACAGUGCGCCAGGUGCCUAUGGGCCCAGAUGGCCUCCCGGUCCUGGAUGGUGGCCCCCCGCUGGGGCACUUUGCCGAUGGCCCCCUGGACCGGCACUUCCUGCUGCGUGGGGGUGGCCCAGCUGCCACGCUCUCUCGAACCUACCUCAGCAGUGGGAUUGGCUUUUCUGACAGCCCUGAGCCCCGUGACAUCCCCAGCUAUGGCAGCCUGUCCCGUGGGCUGGGGGUACGGCCCCCUCGUGGGGGCCCCCUUGGCCCAGGCUCUGGUGACGGCUGCUUCACACUGCCUGGCCGCCGUGAAGCCUUCACUGAGGGCCCUGAGCCUGUGCCAUCGGCCAGUCGCUCCCAGCCUGAGCGCUUCCAGGCAGAGCCCUAUGGCCUGGAGGACGACACACGCAGCCUGGCUGCCGAUGAAGGGGGUGGCCCGGAGCUGGAGCCUGACUAUGGCACGGCCACGAGGAGGAGGCCUGACUGUGGGCGGGGCCUUCGCACUAGGGCCUAUGAGGACGCGGCAGACGAUAGCGGUGAAAUGAUGGAAGAGAGGCCCCCAUUCCCAGCCACAACAGCACCCCUGGCCCAGCCAGAACGGGGCAGCCUGGGCAGCCUGGACCGGGUGGUGCGGCACUCGCCCUCCGUGGACAGUGCCCGCAAGGAGCCACGUUGGCGGGACCCUGAGCUGCCUGAGGUCCUGGCCAUGCUGCGGCAUCCCGUGGACCCCGUGAAGGCCAACGCGGCGGCCUACCUGCAGCACUUGUGCUUUGAGAAUGAGGGCGUCAAGCGGCGCGUGAGGCAGCUGCGGGGACUGCCGCUGCUUGUGGCUCUGCUGGACCACCCAAGGGCAGAGGUGCGGCGCCGGGCCUGCGGGGCACUGCGAAACCUCUCCUAUGGCCGAGACACUGACAACAAGGCUGCCAUCCGGGACUGCGGUGGCGUGCCCGCCUUGGUGCGCCUGCUACGAGCCGCUCGGGACAACGAGGUCCGAGAGCUCGUCACAGGCACACUCUGGAACCUGUCAUCCUACGAGCCCCUGAAGAUGGUCAUCAUUGACCAUGGCCUACAGACACUGACUCACGAGGUCAUUGUGCCCCACUCGGGCUGGGAGCGAGAGCCCAAUGAGGACUCCAAGCCACGGGAUGCUGAGUGGACGACUGUCUUCAAGAACACAUCAGGCUGCUUGAGGAACGUGAGCUCAGAUGGCGCAGAAGCCCGGCGGCGACUUCGGGAGUGUGAAGGGCUGGUGGACGCACUCCUGCAUGCCCUUCAGUCAGCUGUGGGCAGGAAGGACACGGACAACAAGUCAGUGGAGAACUGCGUCUGCAUCAUGAGGAACCUGUCCUACCACGUGCACAAGGAGGUGCCCGGGGCCGAUAGGUACCAGGAGGCCGAGCCUGGGCCCCUGGGCAGUACUGCAGGCUCCCAGCACCGGAGGCGGGAUGACGCCGGCUGCUUCGGUGGCAAGAAGGCCAAAGAGGACUGGUUCCAUCAAGGGAAGAAGGAUGGUGAGAUGGACCGAAACUUCGACACACUGGACCUGCCCAAGAGAGCCGAGGCUGCCAAGGGCUUUGAGCUGCUGUAUCAGCCCGAGGUGGUGCGUCUCUACCUCUCCCUCCUCACGGAGAGCCGGAACUUCAACACCCUGGAGGCUGCAGCUGGUGCCCUGCAGAACCUCAGUGCUGGCAAUUGGAUGUGGGCCACGUACAUUCGCGCCACCGUGCGCAAGGAGCGUGGGCUGCCCGUGCUGGUGGAGCUGCUGCAGUCUGAGACCGACAAGGUGGUGCGUGCUGUCGCCAUCGCUUUGCGCAACCUUUCGCUGGACCGACGCAACAAGGACCUCAUUGGGAGCUACGCCAUGGCCGAGCUGGUGCGGAACGUGCGCAAUGCGCAGGCUCCAGCACGACCCGGGGCCCACUUGGAGGAGGACACGGUGGUGGCCGUGCUCAACACCAUCCACGAGAUCGUGUCAGACAGCCUGGACAACGCCCGCUCGCUGCUGCAGGCCCGCGGCGUGCCAGCACUGGUGGCCCUUGGUGCCUCCAGCCAAUCAGUGCGAGAGGCGAAGGCUGCGUCCCACGUGCUACAGACGGUGUGGAGCUACAAGGAGCUGCGCGGUGCCCUGCAGAAGGAUGGCUGGACCAAGGCACGCUUCCAGUCGGCUGCUGCUAAUGCCAAGGGGCCCAAGGCAGCACUGAGUUCUGGAGGCUUCGAUGACAGCACUCUGCCGCUGGUGGACAAGAGCCUCGAUGGUGAGAAGCCAGGAAGCCGGGACGUGAUACCCAUGGAGGCCCUUGGCCCAGAUGGAUACACUACUGUGGACCAGAGAGAGUGGAGGGCUCGAGGCAGUGCCCCUGCGGGGGACAUCUCUGAGAAGGAGCCUUUAAAACCUGACCCCAGCAGGAAGGCUCCUCCAGGGCCCAGCCGGCCCACGGUCAGGCUGGUGGACGCUGUGGGGGACGCUAAGCCUCAGCCCGUUGACUCCUGGGUCUAGCUUGCAUGCCUGGGCCUGGGCCCAGCCUUUCAUUCUUAGGGAUCUGAUCGUGGGAAGAAGGGAUCUCCAGGGCCAGCCUGCACAGAGCCUGCGUGGAGCUUGGAGCCCCCUGGUGGCAGGGCUCAGCAGCGCCUCUGCACCAGAUCCAAGGCUGGACUUGCUGGACCUGCCUACCUUCCCACCCGCGACUCCCUCC
Molecule: messenger RNA, 3414 nt
Organism: Artibeus jamaicensis (Jamaican fruit-eating bat)
Lineage: Eukaryota; Metazoa; Chordata; Mammalia; Chiroptera; Phyllostomidae
Gene: ARVCF
Product: ARVCF delta catenin family member
Exons: 18
Coding region: 453-3218 (921 amino acids)
Biological process (GO): cell-cell adhesion; cell-cell junction assembly
Cellular component (GO): plasma membrane; nucleus; cytoplasm
Molecular function (GO): cadherin binding
Source: RefSeq, a predicted model, not a curated record